AUGGUGAUGGUGAUUAUGGUGGUGGUGGUCAUGGUGGUGGUCAUGGUGGUGGUGAUCAUCGUGGUGGUGGUCAUGGGUGUGCUGUAUGACCUAGACAAGCAAAUUAAAACGAUUGAAAGAUACAUGAGACGCCUGGAAUUUCACAUUAGUAAGGUAGAUGAACUCUACGAAGGGUAUUGUAUCCAAAGACGCCUCCAAGAUGGUGCCAGCAAAAUGAAGCAAGCCUUCGCGGCCUCGCCUAGCAGCCGAGCUGCCCGUGAGAGCCUGUCGGAGAUCAGUCGCAGCUACAGGGAGUACACGGAGAAUAUGUGCACCAUCGAGGCAGAGCUGGAGAAUCUGCUGGGGGAGUUCUCCAUCAAGAUGAAAGGUCUGGCUGGUUUUGCUCGCCUCUGUCCGGGAGAUCAAUAUGAAAUUUUCAUGAAGUACGGCCGACAGAGGUGGAAGCUGAAAGGCAAGAUAGAAGCCAAUGGCAAGCAGAGCUGGGAUGGGGAGGAAGUGGUGUUCUUGCCCCUGAUCGUUGGAUUCAUCUCCAUCAAGGUCACAGAACUCAAAGGGCUCGCCACACAUCUCCUGGUCGGCAGUGUGACCUGCGAGACCAAAGAGCUCUUUGCUGCCCGACCUCAGGUGGUGGCCGUUGACAUCAACGACCUCGGCACCAUCAAACUGAGCCUGGAGAUCACCUGGUACCCAUUUGAUGUGGAGGACAUGACCGCGUCCUCGGGCGCUGGGAACAAGGCGGCAGCCCUCCAGAGGAGAAUGUCCAUGUACAGCCAGGGUACUCCAGAGACGCCCACUUUGAAGGAUCACUCCUUCUUCAGGUGGUUGCGGCCUUCAGCAGCCAAGCCGCGGCGGCUGUCUGUCUUGAGUGCCUUGCAGGACACUUUCUUUGCCAAGCUAUCCCGCAGCUGCUCUUUCAGUGACCUGCCCUCCCUCAGGCUGAGACCCAAGGCCGAGCUAGAGUUUUCCACGCAAAACUCAUGCAGCCGCACUCUGAGGAUCGGCUCACCUGCCGGACUUCGCCCUGCCAUGUACCUCAGUAAAACACGAAUGAAUGGUCACGUCUCCUCAAAGCUGCUUCCCCUCUUUCCCUUCCAAACAGUGUUCCGAACCCUGGUCUCCCAAAUCCUGGACCGGGCUGAGCCUCUGCUCCCCUCCAGCCUCCCUUUGGAAGUCAUCACUGUUUUCCAGUAUUACAGUUACUUUACCAGCCACGGUGUGAGCGACCUCGAGAGUCACGUGAACCAGCUGGCCAAGCAAGUUUCCUUGAUUCAGACUCUGCAAUCGCUGAGAGAUGAGAAACUGCUGCAGGCCAUGAGUGACCUCGCACCCAGCAGCCUCCCGGCCCAGCAGGAAGUACUCCGGACCCUGGCCCUGCUGCUCAUGAGGAAUGACAGCCAAGUGAGCCAGGCUGUGAUGCUUUACCUGGCCGCAGCCUCCAGAGAUGAGCAUUUCAGGGAAAAGGCCUUGCUCUAUUACUGUGAAGCGCUGACAAAGGCAAACCUCCAGCUCCAGAAGGCAGCUUGUCUGGCCCUGAAGAGCCUGCAGGCCACCGAAAGCAUUAAAAUGCUCGUGACACUGUGUCAGUCCGACACUGAAGAAAUCAGAAACGUGGCCUCCGAGACCCUCUUGUCUCUCGGGGAAGAUGGGCGGCUGGCAUAUGAACAACUGGACAAGUUUCCUCACUGUGUUCACGUUGGAGGGCGCCAUGGGACGGAAGUCGCUACAGCAUUUUAAUGUGCUCUCCCGUACAGCUCUCUUUCUAAAUGGCCCUGUUCAUCAAGGUGGUGCUGGGGUCGAGCGGGAAUGCUUACAACUUGAAGCGCUCUGUUGAGGUUGUCUGGAAAUGUAACGUGUUAUAGAUAGAAUUCAAAAUCGAGUUUUCCAGGACCUAGCCACUUUUCCUUUGGCCAGUAGAAUCGGGCUGUGUAGUACUCUGUAGAUUUUAUUGUCGAUGGCGUCUGACAGUACUUAGUUAAAGAGCCCAUCUUAUCGCAUAUGUGUGGAAUUUUAAAACAGCCAUCUUUGUACUUUUUUGGAAGUUCUUCUAUAAGCCUAAAAUAGUCACGUGAUGCUUUGAUGCCUAUCCUACGCCUUGCAGUUUUUCUCUGUUGUGUUCUCAGGGUUGAGUGGCCCCGUUAGCUACCUAAUUUCACCUUAAUGCAAAGCACACACAAAAAAAGAAUUUCUUCAAAUAAAGAUUUGCCUGCAGAACUUGGUAAAACGACACAUUGUAAGAGUUUAAUUUUUCUUUUAAUUUUAUUUUCCUCAAGCCUCCACUACUUCUUUUGUUUCUUUUCUCCAUCCUGAAAGUCCCAAAAGCAUGUUUCCAUGGUUAAAAGACAGGUGGAUAACUAAGAGCUACCUUAUUAAGUUUAUACCUGUACUCCUUAAAAAAACACAUUCAAAGUUUAAGCUUUUUUAAACAAGAGCCAUUUUUUUAUGAUACUUUUACAAUAGAGAUAUUUUGCUGCUAUGACAAAUCAAAACCAAAAGUCAUGGAUUCAGAAAGCUGUGAUGCUCUUUGAAGUAGAAGUACUUGGAAGUUGGAGGACUCUUAAUGGGAUGAGAGCAGAAGGACAUUCCAAGUGGUCCUUGCUUCUACAGGAAUUACCAUGAGAUUAGGAAGGAGAAGAAUGCCCCUAGGGACCAUCACUGCCCCCAGAGAAAUCAUUCAUCACUGGGUGGGAUCUCUUGGCCAAAUAGUUAAAGUAACAGCUUCCUUUAUUGCUUCCCUAUCAGGGUAGCAAGUCCUCUAAAUAAACUACAAGACCACUCAAUAGCUUUUCUUCCUCUUAAGAGUAUACAUGAUGGGAUAUGCCAAGAUCUCAAAAUAAUAUGUGUGAGUGUUAUUUAAACUGUGGAAUAUCAACUGUAUUCUGGACGUGUUUGUAUAAAAUAUCAUUUAGGUGUCUUUUAAAUAUUUACAUUUUAGCAAGACCUUUAAGAACAACUCGUAUUCCAUUUUAAAGUAAAAAUUGUUGGGGUGCCUGGCUGGCUCAGUUGGUAGAGCGUGUGACUCUUGAUCCCAGGGUCAUGAGUCUGAGCCCCACAUUGGGCGUGGAGCCUACUUAAAAUAAAAAAUUUAAAAAAAAAAAGUAAAAAUUGUUUGCCAGGCUUCCUGGCAAAUAGUUCUUUCAACUGUGAAGUCAUAAUGUGUAUAUAUAUUUGUAUAUUUAUAAAUAUUAUAUAUAUGCAUAUAUCCUUCAUUUUAAAGGUACAUUGUACAGUCUAUGGUUAGUAUGUAUAGUCUAUAGUCUAUGUUAAAUGGUUGAAAUGAUUCUUUUUACAGAAAGUCAAAUCACAAAUGUUACAGAGUUUUUUGUUUGGUUUGUUUGGGGUUUUUUUCUAAUUUUUUGAAUAUUGCAUGAGUAAUUAAUUCCAUAUCUUUUGUAUUCAAUUCUGCAUUUUAUUUUUGCUCGAAGGGGGUGCUUUUAGUUUUGUGGCAUUUGUAUCCAUCACUCUUUCAAUCAUGUAAGUUAAAAUAAAAAUUAUUUUUGAAUUAUUA
This is a messenger RNA of Leptonychotes weddellii (Weddell seal), 3505 nucleotides long. Lineage: Eukaryota; Metazoa; Chordata; Mammalia; Carnivora; Phocidae. The record is from RefSeq and is a predicted model, not a curated record.